Ananas comosus (pineapple) is the source of this 1683-nucleotide messenger RNA. RefSeq lists its product as uncharacterized. The record is from RefSeq and is a predicted model, not a curated record. The transcript has 5 exons. The coding region runs from base 12 to 1460 and encodes 482 amino acids. Lineage: Eukaryota; Viridiplantae; Streptophyta; Magnoliopsida; Poales; Bromeliaceae.
CAAAGCUAAAUAUGCACUCCUCCCUCAUCUCUCUCUCAUUCUCUCUCUCUCUCCUCAAUCGAAACCCGAUGCUCUCCUCCUCUCUCACCACCGCACCCUCGCCCCCCAGAUCGAUUCCCCUUUCGAAACCCUCGUCGAAACCGAAACCCUACUAUGCGUCCCCUCUCCCUCUCCGCCGCACCGUCCCCUACGCCGCGAGGUCGCUCCCCAGACCCUCGCCCCCGAUCCGCGCCUCCGCCGCCGCCGCCGAAUCCGAGAGGUUCUCGGAGAACAACUCCAUCUCCGACUUCAUGAGGUUCCGGCGCGGCGGCGGCGGCGGCGGCGGCGGAGGCAGCGCCGAGGCCGAGGCCGGAGAGCUGCAAACCGCCGUCGUUAGUUACCGGAAGAAGCUCCCGUGGUUGCUCCUCAACCCUCUCCUUCAGGUGGAUCUGGUGUCGACAAUUCACAUUGCGGAUAAGCAGUACUUUGAAACACUUCAGAAGGGACUUGAAUAUUAUGAUAUCAUUCUCUAUGAAAUGGUCGCUAGUAGAGAAAUUUUAGAGAAUAGGAGAAACUCAACAUCUACGAAGAGGCUUAAAGCUUCACGGUCUAAAGGCUUUAAUAUUCUUGGUUUUAUACAAAGGCAAAUGGCACGUAUUCUUUCGUUGGAUUUUCAGUUAGAUUGCCUAGAUUACGACAGUGAAAACUGGCUUCACGCUGACCUUGACUAUGAGACAUUCAAGCUGCUUCAGCUUGAGAAAGGGGAAAGCUUCUUUACAUUUGCAAGGGACAUGACCAUGAAGUCUACAAAAGCUUUGGUGCAGCCGGUUUCUAUACCAGACGGUCUCGGCUUUUGGAGAUCUAAGUUACUAUGGGCUUCGCGUGUGCUUCCCAUGCCGCUUGUUGGGCUUCUCAUUAUCAGUGGUGUUUGUUCUCCAAUAGAAAGCCCAACCAGAGAAUAUCCCGAGUUAGAGGCACUUUCCCGGUUAGAUUUAGGAGCGGCUAUGAAGAUUUUCUUGGCUAGGCGAUUAACUUCUGAGUUUACAGAGAUAACCUCUACCAUAGAAGAAAAAUCAGUGAUCAUCGGUGAACGAAAUAGGGUCGCCACCGAGGAGCUAAAAAGAGCAAUCGAUAACGGGUACAAGAGAAUAGCAGUUCUAUACGGAGGCGGGCAUAUGCCGGAUCUAGGGCGGCGAUUAAGGGAAGAGUUUGAUAUGAUCCCCACUCAAGUCGAGUGGAUAACCGCGUGGUCUAUAAGAAACCGCGAGCUCGAGAUCAACUCAUUGCCAUUUUUGAAGACAUUGGCUAAGCUCUCUGGUUGGCCUUUGAACAGGUACCAGACUUUGGCUUUGCUCAUCUUUUCGUCGGUCCUCGCAGUCGACUUAUGGUUUUGGGAGCUUUUUGUGGGUACUGCAGUGAACUGGGCUUCUUGGGGUGCUUCUGAAAUUAGCCAAUUCACGGAUAACAUAUUUAUUAUGUGAUUAUAGGAAAUAGUAAGGUGAAACACACAAAAAAAAAAUGCAAAAAAAGGAAAAAAGAAAAAUCUUAUACAGCAUUUGAAACUUGGCUUCUUGUAAAGGGAAAAAGGUUAAUUCCUUUUCUUUUGUCUGUAAUUUUUACAGCAGCCCUGGGGAUGCUUAAAUACUUUUGUAAAUACCAUUUAAAUGACUCAUUUAGAAUCUUAAGUUAACUUGGAUUUGCCCA